Messenger RNA from Umbelopsis ramanniana AG, 1564 nucleotides. RefSeq lists its product as uncharacterized. NCBI's taxonomy places the organism in Eukaryota, Fungi, Mucoromycota, Umbelopsidomycetes, Umbelopsidales, Umbelopsidaceae. The coding region runs from base 392 to 1555 and encodes 387 amino acids. The transcript is spliced from 7 exons. Gene Ontology annotation, biological process: protein monoubiquitination; protein polyubiquitination; proteasome-mediated ubiquitin-dependent protein catabolic process. The record is from RefSeq and is a predicted model, not a curated record. Gene Ontology annotation, molecular function: ubiquitin protein ligase activity; ubiquitin conjugating enzyme binding; cyclin binding. Gene Ontology annotation, cellular component: ubiquitin ligase complex; nucleus; cytosol.
UGAGGACCUUCCUGCAGCUAAAGAUAGGUCUCUUAGAGUUAAUUACUUUGAGCAGAACUUGAAGAUGGCCUGAUGUUCAAUGCAGGAUAAAGAAACCAUCAAAAGCAUUUGGCCCAAGGAAAACAAUGGGCCUUGUACCAAUAAUUCCAUGUUCCUGGUGAUGUUGUGUAGUUCUUUGGACGAUUGAUUACAUUAACCUUUAUUUUUAUUAUCGAAUUACACAAUUCAGACCGUGUUCAGCCUAUGCUUUUGUGUUUGUGACAAACAGUAAUUCAUCCAUCAAAAUUCGUGCUCGCUGGCAGCAAUUGUUCAGGCUUGCGGUGUUCCAAUGCAUGCCUGACAAUUUUUUUUCUUCAAAGGUAAACGGAGCGAAAAUAAGUUGACAAAUAGUAUGCCCGGAGCAGGAACACUCCAGGAUGGCCCAGCAGUUCACGCAGAAGUAUUAGGCAACAUUCAGAGUCUCCUGGUUGUUAUCAAUGAGCCCUUCUUUCCUGAUAAAUAUACACUGACUUCCACGAACUUACUACGCGAUCAAACCUCCAUUCUCCCAUUCCCAACGACUGUCUACCCUCAAGAUUUCAAACCACAAAAUGUCAAUGAAAAUGCUUUUUCAGUUCGACUGAGGUUGGCUCGAAGUAUCACGGUGACUCAUGAUAGCGAAAACUCUAUACUGAAUGCCAAAGACUUGAAGGAUAUAUCGACCAUCAAAUGCAGAGAGUGCAACGCGACUCUCAGCAAUAAAGCAUUUCCCGUUGUAAAGGAUCUACCUUCGGAACACUGGAUGGAACUGGUAGAAUGCUGGAUCUGUCAUGAAACUUCUGAGAAGGAACACAGUGGCAAGUUACAGCCCAUAAUGGCGCAGCCGAACUUGCUUCUGGUUAGCAAUACAUAUCUGCUUUUUCAUCCGGAAGACAUCCAAAAUGUAAAACUUGACAGCCAUUGUCCGCCUGUAAAUUGGGAUAAUGUGAUUGCCAUGAAAUGGAUACCCAUGGUUUGCUCAGCAUGUAACUCGGCGGUUGGUGAAAAACAAUAUCGAGUGUCACAUAAUGAAAAUGGCGCAAUACCGAAUGCAGAAGCUAUAAAGCUUUACAAGUAUGCCGUACAGAUCACUAUGAAAGAAAACCCGGCGGAUACCUUUCAAUUUGAUGCGUCAUUCCAACGUUAUGUAGCUAUGGAUUUUAUUGAACUGUUCUCGGCACAUGCAACCUAUAAAUUCUUGAUAUAUGAUCGGUCGGACGAAAGUAUACAUGGACUGAUAUGGGUCUUCAACCCCGAUAUCCAGGUGUACAACUCAGUCUCAAACAUUGGCGGUGGAUGGCAGAGGGCUAUGAAGGUGUUGUACAUCGAUAAUGAAGUAGAUACUGCUGCUGCUUCUAGACAUAUAGAAAAUUGGAAGAUAGACAAGUCGGUGGAUAAACUCACUUAUCCAGGCAAAUAUUGCAGGGAACUAUUUGCAAAGCUGGCCGAGAAUAACCUCGCUAUACCAGAACAUCUGCGAAAGGCACCUGCUGGCAGUCCCUUGGCAGAUUUUGGGUUUGCUUACUUGACGCGCUGAACAAGCCAU